Molecule: messenger RNA, 6268 nt
Organism: Hippocampus zosterae (dwarf seahorse)
Lineage: Eukaryota; Metazoa; Chordata; Actinopteri; Syngnathiformes; Syngnathidae
Product: lysine-specific demethylase 2B-like
Exons: 22
Coding region: 139-4122 (1327 amino acids)
Biological process (GO): regulation of transcription by RNA polymerase II; protein demethylation
Molecular function (GO): transcription coregulator activity; zinc ion binding; histone demethylase activity
Source: RefSeq, a predicted model, not a curated record
CAAUGUUUUGGUUUCUGGCGGUGACGUAACACAAAAACAUGGUUCCCUUGUUUUGGACCCGUGAAGCGUGCUACGUGCUAUGCGUGGAGAUGCUAUUUCGAGGCUGAACGAGUGGAAGAGACUCCCCCACAGCAGGCGAUGUCUCAGGACGGGGAAAGGUGUGCCGAGUCCGGCCGCCGGCUGCGUUCCAUCUGCCGGCGGCUGUACGACGAGAACGAGGAUUUGUCUGACGUGGAGGAGAUGGUCAACAUCCGAGGAUUCAGUGUGGAGGACAAGCUGGCCAGCGACAAUUACGCCACAAACUUUGUGCGUUUCAUGGAAGCUAAAGACUUCACUUACGAAUACGUGCAACGGGAGGCUCUAAAGGUGCCGCUUAUUUUCAAAGAGAAAGAAGGACUUGGGAUCAUAAUGCCCGAUCCAGAAUUCACAGUGUCGGAAAUUAAAGGCUUGGUCGGCAGCCGUCGCUCAGUGGAUGUGAUGGAUGUGAGCACACAAAAAGGCUCCGAAAUGAGCAUGGCCCAGUUUGUGCGCUACUACGAGACGCCGGAGGAAGAGCGCGAUAAACUGUUCAACGUGAUCAGCUUGGAGUUCAGCCACACCAAGCUGGAGAACCUCAUCAAGAGACCCACUGUGGUUGACCAGGUGGACUGGGUGGACAACAUGUGGCCUUCUUAUCUGAAGCAGAGCCAAACAGAAGGCACAAACGUCAUCUCGGAGAUGAAAUAUCCGAAAGUGCAAAGGUAUUGUUUGAUGAGUGUAAAAGGCUGCUAUACGGACUUCCACAUUGACUUCGGGGGAACAUCCGUGUGGUAUCAUGUCUUCAAGGGGCAAAAAGUGUUCUGGUUGGUGCCCCCAACACUCCACAACCUGGCCCUGUAUGAGGACUGGGUGCUGUCCGGUAAGCAGAGUGACAUCUUCCUUGGCGAUCGCGCCGACGGAUGCCAGAGAGUGGAGCUCAAGCAGGGGUACACCUUCUUUAUCCCGUCUGGGUGGAUUCAUGCAGUGUACACUCCAGAGGACACACUGGUCUUCGGCGGCAACAUCCUGCACAGCUUUAACAUUCCGAUGCAGCUCACCAUCCACGAGAUAGAGAACCGUACCAAGGUUCACUCCAAGUUCCGCUUCCCCUUCUACUAUGAGAUGUGUUGGUACGUCCUGGAGAGAUACAUGCACUGCCUGACCAAACGUUCCUACCUUUCUCAUGAGAUCCGGAAGGAGCCUUUUCUCAUGGACGAUGAGACAAAAGUCCACAUGGGAAGCCCCUGCUCCGACUCAAGAAGUCAGGACAUGAACGAGGACUGGUGCGAUUCACAGCUCAGGGAUGAACUGUGCGAAAAAGCGGAAGUGGUCUGUAGCCAUCAACGUCCGAAAGACACCUUGUCUGCCUACUCCGAGGACAGCUGUUAUAUUGCCUCCAAUGCUGCGGACUUUCCGUCUGAAUUGCUGACCUUGGAAUCUCAGAAUAAGUGGAUUCAUCUGACAGAAUUUGAAAUCAACGGGCUGAAGAGGCUGGUGGAGAAGUUGGAGUCGCUACCCGAGCAUAAGAGAGAAGUUCCAGAAGGAUUGGAGAACCCGCUCGGCCUGCUGGAGGACAUGAAGGUCGUCUUAAAGGAACAUGCCGACGAUGACCCAAAGUUGGCCAUCACUGGACUUCCAGUCGUGUUCUGGUCAAAGAAAACCUUGAAGGCCCGGCCGCCGCACCGACCCAAGCCCAAGAUGGUGACAUCCCCGGCGUCGGCCCUCAAGGUCCCGGCCGGUCGCGGCGGUGGGACGUCGGGUGCAAGGAGGAGACGCACUCGCUGCCGCAAGUGCGAGGCCUGCCUGCGCACCGAGUGUGGCGACUGCCACUUCUGCAAGGACAUGAAAAAGUUCGGCGGGCCGGGACGCAUGAAGCAGUCGUGCAUCAUGAGGCAGUGCAUCGCGCCGGUGCUGCCGCACACGGCGGUGUGUGUGGUUUGCGGAGAAGCGGGCAAGGAGGACACAGUGGAGGAGGACGAGGAGAAGUUCCAGCUGAUGCUCAUGGAGUGCUCCAUCUGCAACGAGAUUGUCCACCCUCACUGUUUAAAGGUGAAAGAUUCCAGUGGCGUUGUCAAUGACGAGUUGCCGAACUGCUGGGAGUGUCCCACGUGUAACCACGCUGGGAAAACGGGCAAAGCCUCAAAGCAAAAAAGAGGUCCAGGAUUCAAGUACGCCUCAAAUCUCCCGGGCUCGCUGUUGAAAGAAGUGCGUCCGAUUCGGGACGCCAAAGAGGAGCCCGACGCCCCUUCGCCUUCCCUGGCCGCAGUUACGGCCAAGAGAAAAGCCGAACGAGAUGAAGAGCUUCCCAAAAAGCGACCCCCUCUGAUCUCCCUGGAUGGCUUGCCUCGCCCAAGACUGGAGGAAAACCCUCUCAGGAAAAAGAGAAAGCUGUUUGACACUCAAGACGAACCUGACGAUGUUAAAAGGAAGCUCUCAAAAAUGGAGCAACCUCCUAGCGCAAAACUGCUGAGGCACAUCAAGACGGAAAAUGACCUCGGCGAGUAUGAGGAUGACCUGGAAGACAGAUUCUCUUUGCACAGGAUCCACUUCAAAGCCAAGAAAGAACUGGAUGGCCGAGAGGAGGAUGACAAUAACAAUAAAGACGGCGAAAAGGACGACUACAGCAAGACGGAGGACAAAUCCAAAGUGCUUGUGAGUGCUCUAAGGAGAACGGCAUCGACUGGAGAGAGCGACCAAUCUGCCAAAAGCGCCUCAGAAGUGGGACCCAGCGGCGAGGAGGGCGAGGAGAGGACUUCCGAAAUGUCACCAUCAAAUAAAGCUCGCCAUCAACGCAGACACCUGCUCAAGACCAAAGACGGCGUCAACCACCAGAACUGCUUGGCCAACCAGCUUCAAAGUCAACCGAAGACGGAGGAUGUCGCCGCCAAAUGGGAAGAGGGAACCAAUCAAAACCAAAAGACGGUCCAAUCCGAGGAGCUCGUGUCCAAUCAGAACCACCGGCCGGUCAAGGCGGAGCCCGAGAACGACUUGGGGGCCUCCGAUCCGAGAUGGCCUCUGAACAACGGCAGCGGGGACCUCGGAGGCUGGAUGCGACACAGGCGGGAGGCCAACGGAGUUGCGCGGCGCCACUCGCCGCUCAGCUGCAACCGGAGCGCUCCUGUCGUGCCGCUGGCACCGCGCCCGCUGCCCUGCCGCUCGCCACCCAAAUGCAUCCAAAUGGAGCGCCACGUCAUCAGACCGCCUCCCAUCAGCCCCCCGCCCGACCGGCUUCCCCUGAAUGAUGGCCUGGAGCACGCCAUGCGGCGCGAGACCUGGAUGUCCGUCUUUGGUCACCUGGCGCUCAGAGAUCUCUGCGUGUGUAUGCGCGUGUGCAGGACGUGGAACCGAUGGUGCUGCGACAAGAGGCUGUGGAAGCGCAUCAGUCUGAACCGCUGCAAGUCCAUCACGCCUCUCAUGCUGAGUGGGAUCAUCCGGAGGCAACCGGUCGCCCUGGACUUGAGCUGGACCAACAUCUCCAAGAAGCAACUAAGCUGGCUCAUCAACAGACUUCCAGGUUUGCGAGUGCUGCUGUUGUCCGGGUGCUCAUGGGUGGCCGUCUCCGCUCUCUGCACGUCCUGCUGUCCUCUCCUUCGAACGCUGGACGUUCAGUGGGUGGAGGGACUGAAAGACGCCCAGAUGAGGGACCUGCUCUCCCCCACUACCGAUAACAGGCCAGGCCAGCUGGACAACCGCAGCAAGCUGCGCAACGUCGAGGACCUCCGUCUGGCCGGCCUGGACGUCACGGACUCCACGCUGCGCCUCAUCAUUCGCCACAUGGCCGCGCUGUCCAAGCUGGACCUCAGCUACUGCAACCAUGUCACCGACCAGUCCGUCAACAUCCUGACUGCAGCAGGGACCACCACUCGAGACUCCCUGACUGACGUCAACCUUUCAGUGUGCAACAGGGUGACGGACCAAUCGCUCACCUACUUCAAGCGCUGCGGCAGCAUCCGCCGCAUCGACCUGCGCUUCUGCAAGCAGGUGAGCAGGGAGGGCUGCCAGCGCUUCGUGGCCGAGAUGUCGGUCAGCGUUCAGUUUGAACUGAUCGACGACAAACUGCUGCAGAGGAUCCAACCCGCCGUUGUCGGCGCAGGCUGCGAUUAACGCGCUGCUCCAUACGAGGGCGCCACACCACCACCAGAGGAGGAGGAGGAGGAAGAAGAGGAGAGCAGCACCGUGUGUUGUCUCCUCUUGCCAACUACUGAGCCAGAAUGUAAAAAUGGUACAGUACUUGCCAAAAGUUUAGACACACCUUCCAAUUCAAUAGCACAAGGAAGCAACUCUAAACUUCUGACUGGAACUGUCAAACGUUUUUGUUAUUUAUUUCUUCAAUUUUUUUUUUCUGUUCGAGAGUGACUAUUUUUGUAGCAGAAAGUGUUUCCUACAUUCAUAUACAGUGUUAUACUACUGAUAUUGAUAAUCAAUACACAUUGUUAUUGUUUUUAUUUUUCUGUUUCAUAUUUAUUGAAGCACAUUAGUUUUAUCGUAAUGUGCGUAUCGCUGAUGUUUUAUUUUGCACCUAUUACACAAAUCCUGAGACUGUAGACUGUAUUUACGUAUACAGGUACAUCUCAAUAAACCAGAAUAUGAUAGAAAACUUUAUCAUUACACUAGUUCAAUUGAAAAUGUAACUUUUAUGAAACUCAGUACAUCCAGAAAGUGUGAAGUUUUCCCACAGUUUUUUUUUUGGAGGGGGGGCAUAAUUCCCCCAUAAUUCCAAAAUGCACGACCCGACCAUUUAAGUUUUCUACCUUGUUCCAAUUUAUUGACAUGCACUUGUAGUUAAAUGCAGCUAUGGAAAAAGAUUGAGACUGCAAGAUUAUAAGUAUCGUGUGGAUUAAAAGUCUUCACAUCUCUCUACAAAUGCCAGGUGUUUGCGAGACAAAACAGAAAUGUACAGGCUGCCGAUGGUUAAAACAAGCUUUAGAAUGAUGUCACUUUUCGAGAGGGCAACUGAUUGUGCACGCCGUGUUCAAAAUUAACCAAUCACGUUUAAAUUCUUGUUAAACGUAUCACAUAUCCGCCACUUUUUAAAGUGCCUCUCACCAAAGCCACAAAAUACAUUUCAGAAGUUCUAGUAGGCUUUUUUUUUCUUUUUUAGUAGAAGAAAUAUUCUGUUCUAACAAAACAUGGCAGCAUGCUCUGUGGCUGUUUUUCUUCAGUCUUCUUCUGUCAUAGUCGAUUUUGUGGGGAAUUAGCAAACAGUUCAAAAUAGUCAGUCUAAAUGUCUCAGAGCCUAAAAUGGCAGGGAUUUUUAUCCCCCUAUCACCAAAACCUGGCAUUUGAUCAAGGGUGUGUAGACUUUUUUUAUUCUCUGGAUGAGUCAAGUUAACAUGUUUUGCUUUGUUUUAUACUGACAGCAUAACUCCAAAAAAUUCAAUCACAAAUAUUGUCAUUUAGAGCAUUUAAGUCUCUUAAAGGUCUCUUGAUUUGUUUUUCGUCCCCCUCCAGAGCUGUACAUAUAUAUUUUUGUCUUUGUUCCCAGCUAAAAGCUUCUUGUCAUCACACCUCCGUUAUGUGUGUUAUUUGUGGAGAAAGUAUACUAUUAGCUCAGCAUGGAUGCUUGCUCUUUCAUCAAAAUUAAGACGUCAUUAGUUUGAAGGCAGUCACUUUAGAAAAGUCCAGAAAGAAAAUGAUUCAGAUUCAAAUUAUUGAGUGAUGAUUGCAUUAUUUUCAAAUGUGAGCUGGGGACAUUUGAUAUAUCUGAGCUUCUAUUUAAUGCUCGGAUAGUCCCCAGGUUCCCCAUUCCCAAAAGUUAGAAAGAUGACUGUUUAUCAGUUUGUUUGUUUUUGUAUUUUUAUUUUUUUGCUGGUUGUUUGUUUGUAACCCGGUGCCAUUUGAAGAACCUGCACAAAGUUGGUGAAAGUUUGUUUUUCUCCCAUUUUUGACUCAUAGGUAGAAAGCAUGGGAAUGAGUAAAAACCACGAUGGGGACGGUGGUGGUGUGAGUAACGGGGAAUAUGUUCCCAAUUUGUGAAUUUUGGGGGCCCACUGAGGUUAAACCAGUGCAAAAAUGAGUGAGUACAGUUUAAUGCACUUUUCAUGUCUUUCUGUCUGGAUUUUUGUUCAUUUCCAAUUUUGUACUUUUUUACUUUAAAGUUCAAUACAUGUUUACAUUGUUAUUUGGUAUGGUUAAACCACUGUAUGGACGUGUGUAUUAUACAUGUUGACUGUAAAUGUUGUAAUGUAAAUGUACACAUUUAAAGCUUAUAUAGGGAAAGUUUGAGUUAUUAAAGGCCUUUUAAAAACCA